AUGAACUAUAUGAUUAAGAAAUAUUUGUAUAGUAUCUUUGAUUUAGACACAACAACAUCAAUAGAUACUGAAGCCUCUACAGUUGUUUCUGUUCAUUGGUCUCUUGAUGCUGUAACGCCAGAUUCAUCAAACACCUACAAUAGAAUAUUAAUGAAUAGUGCAUCGUAUUUUUCAACAGCCAACAAUCAAACUUUUGUUGCUUAUGGCCAAGAACUUCGUUUAUCAUCAUCAUCAUCAUCAAGUCAAUAUAUGAAAACACAUGGAUUGUUUUCAACAACAGUUUAUUCUGGUGAUUAUGGUAUAUUUGGUCAAUGUCCAUGUACGACAUAUUCUAAUCAAUGUUUAUAUUUUCUUGUUCGAGGAAGUCAUUUAUUUGCUGGUUUUACACACAAUGAUAUAAGUGGUUCAUAA
Molecule: messenger RNA, 411 nt
Organism: Rotaria sp. Silwood1
Lineage: Eukaryota; Metazoa; Rotifera; Eurotatoria; Philodinida; Philodinidae
Source: the annotation of a GenBank genome assembly